Messenger RNA from Chinchilla lanigera (long-tailed chinchilla), 7169 nucleotides. It is a transcript of the gene Adcy6, whose product is annotated as adenylate cyclase 6. Gene Ontology annotation, molecular function: adenylate cyclase activity. Lineage: Eukaryota; Metazoa; Chordata; Mammalia; Rodentia; Chinchillidae. Gene Ontology annotation, cellular component: plasma membrane. The record is from RefSeq and is a predicted model, not a curated record. Gene Ontology annotation, biological process: adenylate cyclase-activating G protein-coupled receptor signaling pathway; cAMP biosynthetic process; intracellular signal transduction. The coding region runs from base 1348 to 4851 and encodes 1167 amino acids. The transcript has 22 exons.
UCAAAAAACAAAACACAACCCCCUCAAAAAAAAAAAAAAAACCUUGAAAAGUUUAAAAAAAACAGAUAAAGUGCAUAGGAGUAUCCAUUCAGCAGCCAUCCGUGUACUCAGCAAAUUUUUUCAUCUUAUAAGGUGUUGUAGGUACUACAGGGAGUAAAAUAGGCCCAAACUCCUGCUUUCGUGAAGUUGACAUUCUGAUCAGGAGAGACAGUGAACAAGUAAGACAGAUGUAUAGAAAGGCAGUUGCUGGUAAGGGCUGUGGAAAAAGAGAAAGUAUAAAGCUGUUAAGAGAGAUAGGGAGCUGCAGGAAGGAGAGUUGCUAUUUUAACCAGCGGUCAGAGAAAGCCUCACUGAUAAGGAGACAUUUGGCCCGUGACCUGGAGGAGCUGUGACUCUGGACCUUAGAAUGGCAAGCUCCAGGGCCUCAGCUUGGCCUGAGCUGGUAGACUGGGGACAGCGAGGAAGAUCAAGAGUCGGGAUUACCCUUACUGGUUACUGUUUGACUCCAACUGCUCCACACCCCUGCCCCGAGGCUGGCCGGCUUCCCGUGGGUUCAGCUUGCAUUUGUCAAGUUCCUCCUGUAAGCCGGGCCCAGUGUGUGGCUCCAGAGUUGAGGUGCUGGACAAAACAGAAAAAACCCCACCUUCACAAAGCUUAGAAUAAGAGGGACAGAGGUACACAUUAAACAAGGAGCAGUUUAAUUUGAAUUACAGUCACUCCUGUGAAAGAAAUGUGCAGAGGUAAAUGGCACCAAACUGAGUCAGGGCCAGAGCUAGGAAGUCAUCCCAGAGGAAGUUACACUUCAGCUGUGACCUGAGUGAGAAGCUGAAUUUAGCUCGAUGGAGUGUGUGUGUGUGUGUGUGUGUGUGUGUGAGCGAGAGAGAUGAGGAAGGAUGUGGAAAGACAGUCCCUUUUGUGCAGAGGUCACUGAUUGACAGCUCAUAGGCUGAACUUAUUCCACAGAUGAGGUUUAUUUGGCUUGCAGUGUUGAUAAAUGUGAAUUAGUUGCCAACAUCUAAAAAUCAGGAGAUACUGCAUUGAAAUCUAGAGGUUUCUCUCUUUUUCUGUGGCUUCUGUUGGAAGCUCAGAAGCUCAAGCCCUGCUGGGCGGCAGUGGUGACCGUGCCGGUUCUGGGGUGCUCGCCUCCACAGUGUGGGCUCUUGCUCCCAGCUCCCCCGAGCCCCGGCUGCUUCAUUUCUUGACAUGGACGCUUAAGUUUGUCACUACCAAGGAACCAGUGCCGUUAGGGAAGAGGGGAUUGCUCGUGUGCUGGCUCUGGCCCCAGGUGAAUCUGGCCUAGGAUCUUGGUGCUCCCACUUACGCGGCUGCUGGAUCUUGAGCAGCAGCAUGUCAUGGUUUAGUGGCCUCCUGGUCCCCAAAGUGGAUGAGCGGAAGACAGCCUGGGGUGAACGCCAUGGGCAGAAGCGCCUGCGCCGCGGGACUCGGGCCAGUGGCUUCUGCACGCCGCGCUAUAUGAGCUGCCUCCGGGAUGCAGAGCCACCCAGCCCCACCCCUGCAGCUCCCGCUCGGUGCCCCUGGCAGGACGAAGCCUUCCUCCGGAGGGCUGGGCCAGGCAAGGGCAGGGAGCUGGGGCUGCGGGCAGUGGCCCUGGGCUUUGAGGACACUGAGGUGCCCACGGCGGCAGCGGGGACGACUGAGGUGGCACCCGACGUGGCACUCAGGAGUGGACGGUCCUGCUGGCACCGGCUGGUGCGGGUUUUCCAGUCGAAGCAGUUCCGCUCGGCCAAGCUGGAGCGCCUGUACCAGCGGUACUUCUUCCAGAUGAACCAGAGCAGCCUGACGCUGCUCAUGGCGGUGCUCCUGCUGCUCACGGUUGUGCUGCUGGCCUUCCACGCCGCACCCGCCAGGCCUCAGCCCGCCUACGUGGCCCUGCUGGCCUGUGCCGCCACCCUUUUUGUGGCACUCAUGGUGGUGUGUAACCGACAUAGCUUCCGCCAGGACUCCAUGUGGGUGGUGAGCUAUGUGGUGCUGGGCAUCCUGGCAGCUGUGCAGGUGGGGGGUGCCCUGGCAGCCAACCCACACAGCCCCUCAGCAGGCCUCUGGUGCCCCGUGUUCUUCGUCUACAUCACCUACACGCUCCUGCCCAUCCGCAUGCGGGCCGCCGUGCUCAGUGGCCUGGGCCUCUCCGCCCUGCAUUUGAUCCUGGCCUGGCACCUCAACCAAGGCGAUGCCUUCCUCUGGAAGCAGCUCGGUGCUAACGUGGUACUGUUCCUUUGCACCAAUGUCAUUGGCAUCUGCACACAUUACCCGGCGGAAGUGUCUCAGCGCCAAGCCUUUCAAGAGACGCGCGGUUAUAUCCAGGCUCGGCUGCACCUGCAGCAUGAGAAUCGGCAGCAGGAACGGCUGCUGCUGUCAGUUUUGCCCCAGCACGUUGCCAUGGAGAUGAAAGAAGACAUUAACACAAAAAAGGAAGACAUGAUGUUCCACAAGAUCUACAUCCAGAAGCAUGAUAACGUCAGCAUCCUGUUUGCGGACAUCGAGGGCUUCACCAGCCUGGCCUCGCAGUGUACCGCGCAGGAGCUGGUCAUGACCCUGAAUGAACUCUUUGCCCGGUUUGACAAGCUGGCCGCGGAAAAUCAUUGCCUGAGGAUCAAGAUCUUAGGGGACUGUUACUACUGUGUGUCAGGGCUGCCGGAGGCCCGGGCAGACCAUGCCCACUGCUGUGUGGAGAUGGGGGUGGAUAUGAUCGAGGCCAUCUCGCUGGUACGUGAAGUGACGGGUGUGAACGUGAACAUGCGUGUGGGCAUCCACAGCGGGCGCGUGCACUGUGGCGUCCUCGGCCUGCGGAAGUGGCAGUUCGACGUGUGGUCCAACGAUGUCACCCUGGCCAACCACAUGGAGGCGGGGGGCCGGGCCGGCCGCAUCCAUAUCACGCGGGCCACGCUGCAGUACCUGAACGGGGACUACGAGGUGGAGCCCGGCCGCGGCGGGGAGCGCAACGCGUACCUCAAGGAGCAGCGCAUCGAGACCUUCCUCAUCCUGGGAGCCAGCCAGAAGCGGAAAGAGGAGAAGGCCAUGCUGGCCAGGCUGCAGCGGACACGGGCCAACUCCAUCGAAGGGCUGAUGCCACGCUGGGUGCCCGACCGCGCCUUCUCCCGGACCAAGGACUCCAAGGCUUUCCGCCAGAUGGGCAUUGAUGAUUCCAGCAAAGACAACCGGGGUGCUCAGGACGCUCUGAAUCCCGAGGACGAGGUGGACGAGUUCCUGGGCCGGGCCAUUGAUGCCCGCAGCAUCGAUCAGCUGCGUAAGGACCACGUGCGCCGGUUCCUGCUCACCUUCCAGAGAGAGGAUCUCGAGAAGAAGUACUCACGGAAGGUGGAUCCCCGCUUUGGAGCCUACGUUGCCUGUGCCCUGUUGGUCUUUUGCUUCAUCGGCUUCAUCCAGCUCCUCAUCUUCCCACACUCCACGCUGAUGCUUGGGAUCUACGCGGGUACCUUCCUGCUGUUGUUGCUCACCGUGCUGACCUGUGCUGUGUACUCCUGCGGUUCUCUGUUCCCGAAGGCCCUGCAACGUCUGUCCCGAAGCAUCGUUCGCUCUCGGGCACAUAGCACCGCAGUUGGCAUCUUUUCAGUCCUGCUUGUGUUCAUUUCUGCCACUGCCAACAUGUUCACCUGUAACCACACACCUAUACGGACCUGUGCGGCCCAGAUGCUGAAUUUAACACCUGCUGACAUCACCGCCUGCCACCUGCAACAGCUCAAUUACUCUCUGGGCCUGGACGCUCCCCUGUGUGAGGGCACCGCACCCACCUGCAGCUUCCCUGAGUACUUCAUCGGGAGCAUGCUGCUGAGUCUCCUGGCCAGCUCUGUCUUCCUGCACAUCAGCAGCAUCGGCAAACUGGCCAUGAUCUUCACCUUGGGGCUUAUCUAUUUGGUGCUGCUUCUGCUGGGUCCGCCAGCCACCAUCUUUGACAAUUACGACCUGCUGCUUGGCGUCCAUGGCCUGGCUUCUUCCAACGAGACCUUCAAUGGGCUGGACUGCCCAGCUGUGGGGAGGGUGGCCCUGAAACACAUGACGCCUGUGAUUCUGCUGGUGUUUGCGCUGGCGCUGUAUUUGCAUGCCCAGCAGGUGGAGUCGACGGCCCGCCUGGAUUUCCUCUGGAAACUGCAGGCAACAGGGGAGAAGGAGGAGAUGGAAGAGCUCCAGGCAUACAACCGGCGGCUGCUGCAUAACAUCCUGCCCAAGGACGUGGCUGCCCACUUCCUGGCGCGGGAGCGCCGGAAUGACGAGCUCUACUACCAGUCCUGCGAGUGCGUGGCCGUCAUGUUCGCCUCCAUUGCCAACUUCUCCGAGUUCUACGUAGAGCUGGAGGCCAACAACGAGGGUGUUGAGUGCCUGCGGCUGCUCAAUGAGAUCAUCGCCGACUUUGACGAGAUUAUCAGCGAGGAGCAGUUUCGGCAGCUGGAGAAGAUAAAGACAAUUGGUAGCACCUACAUGGCUGCCUCUGGGCUGAAUGCCAGCACCUACGAUCAGGUGGGCCGUUCCCACAUCACUGCCCUCGCAGACUACGCCAUGCGGCUCAUGGAGCAGAUGAAGCACAUCAACGAGCACUCCUUCAACAACUUCCAGAUGAAGAUCGGGCUGAACAUGGGCCCAGUUGUGGCAGGUGUUAUUGGGGCUCGGAAGCCACAGUACGACAUCUGGGGGAACACAGUAAAUGUCUCCAGUCGCAUGGACAGCACAGGGGUGCCUGACCGGAUACAGGUGACCACGGACCUGUACCAGGUUCUAGCUGCCAAGGGCUACCAACUGGAGUGUCGAGGGGUGGUCAAGGUGAAGGGCAAGGGGGAGAUGACCACCUACUUCCUCAACGGGGGCCCCAGCAGUUAGCAGGGGCCAGCUGCAGAUUCAGCCGAAGGGACCAAGGUGGGCAUUGAGUGGACUCUGCUUGCUGGGUGGAGCUGUGCCGGGGACACAGAGCCUCCAGACCUUGUGGAUCACGAAAGGGAACACCGCAGCAGGCUGGGCUGGGACCGUGCUCGUCUGCCCUCAGACUGGUGAACAGGGACACCGAGAAGAUCGUGCAGCUGACUUUCUUUUUUAACUGGGAUAGGGCCGUUUCUUCUUUCUUCCAGCUUUUGGGAGCAGCAGAGGAAGCAGUGCAGACGGGGGCACCCUCCUGCCUGGGAGGUGCACGUGGCCAUUUGCCAUGCCUGCCUUUCCCCGUCUGGACAGCAGGCUCAGGGCUGGGUCUUCCCUUCCCCCUUUCCCGGGAAGAUUUUCACAGAGACUUAGGCAGGCGUGAGGAGUGCCUACCCCACACUUGCUUUGGCUAUGCCUGCGUUCCCAGCACUGGUCCUGGGCACUGCCAGUCCUAGCCAGCUCUCCUCAUGGGCACAGGGCAGGACGGAGAUGUUCUGAGAACCCAGCUCUGUCCACAUUUCAGGGGAAUGUUUCCGUUUGCCAAAUCCUUGUCCCACGAUCUGUCCCCAAAGGGGAACAACGGGACCUGUGACAGUGCAGAUUUAGCCCCAGCUCCUGCACAUUCCAGGGAAAGGGGCAUCUGGCCUCGCUGGCACUGUGAAAUGCCCAGCCAGAGAGCCAGCUGCGUGUGGGUGCCAGAGGGUCAGAAGCUGGGCAUUUACCUGCAGGUGCCAAAGAACGCAGGCGGCUAGGUGGGGGUGGCGCCAGGCUUGAUCUGAGGCUCAGCUGUGGCUAGGGUCAGGUCCCUUGGUCCCAGCACUUGCUCCUGGCAAGGGGGCAUGAAGCAUCUCUGCCCCUUCUGUUGCCAAACAGAACGGGUCAGGGCACAGAGGAAGAUGGCCUUGACCCUGAAGCUGGCCUCCCGGUCCUGGCACCGGGGAGGGCCUGUGAGUCUGUGUAACUGUGUGUGCAUGUUGCCCUGUGUGCAUAUCUAUUUUCCAGGUCUGUGUAUGUCCUUGUGCUCCCGCUCCUCAGCUCUCCACCCGGGCUUGCCUCUCUCCUGUGGGCCACUGUCUUCUGGGAGCAAGGCAGGGUUUUCUACUUCAAGGGACGUAGGGAGAUGCCCGGCUUGCACAGGAGUGGUACGGGGUGUGCAGCGAAAGGAGGGUGGACGGGGGAGAGGAGUCUUUUUUGUGCCAAAUCCCUAAGUGCCAUUCGGGGCCACGUGUACAGUGUGACUGUCCCCCUGCCGCAGGCGGGGACCCAAGUGCCUGCUUGGGCCGCAGUGCUCCACGCACUUGACCUGUCGGGGCUUUAGUGGGCAGAGGCCCAGGAAUUCCCUGGGUUCUCCAGCUUAUGUCCUGGGAUGUGUUAUGCUUUGGGACUGGGACAGCCUGGGAUCCUUCUGAGGCCCAGACAUUGGUACUAGGGGAUGGGGAAGGGGAUCUCAAACUAGGCUUCCCUGAGCCUUCCGCUUGCGUCUAGCGUGUUCUGGCUCCCAGUCCCCAUGAGGCCUGCCAGGGCUGCUGGAAGGGUUAGGAAGUCGGACGCUAGGUUCUCUUCCUCUUCUUACCUUCCUUUCAUCCCUUUCCCCGCAGCCUCCUUGACUCCGGCCUGAAGGGGCUGGUGCCUUGGUUUCUCUGUCUAUACUUACUUAAGCCAGAGGCAUUAGCCUGAGUGUUUCUUGAAGAUCGCCUGUCCUGUAAAUGUCUAGAGAGGCCGAGGAGAAAGGAGCUGGGAGCUGGGAGGAGCGGGCAUCGCCCCUGCCCCUCCCCACGCUCCCGACACACCAGCUCCUCGCAGAGGCCUGUUUCUGGCUUGGUACCGCCUGCCCUGGGGCUCUGCAUUCAUCAGCCAGGUGAAUCGCCAGGCACUUCAUUAGCCAGGGCAGAGGAGGAGAAACCCCAGCUGCCUCAGGCAGAAAACACUCCCCGGCCCAUCCAGCCGCAUCCCUGGACAGGAAGGGUUCCUUGGUGCCGUGGGAGGGGAGGGUGUGAGUGAGCCGGAGUGGGACGACCUCAGCCUUGGCUGAUUUGUCUCUGCUUCUUGCCAGGCGGGAGGGUCCUGUUCCCAGCCUGGCUCCCCGAACCGCAGUGCCAGUCACGCCCUUCCCCGGGGUUGCCAUGGGCCCCUUCCUCACCAGGCGUGGGGGAAUUGGGAUGGGAGGCCGUGGGCUUUGGUUUUAUAAUGUAACCACUGUGGGCGUGGGGGAGGGCGGUGUACCAUGUAUUUCAGUGAAAUAUUUAAUAUAUUUAAAUAUCAAUAAAAUCCAAAUCUUUGUAAAA